Molecule: messenger RNA, 732 nt
Organism: Aspergillus luchuensis
Lineage: Eukaryota; Fungi; Ascomycota; Eurotiomycetes; Eurotiales; Aspergillaceae
Gene: pyr4
Product: meroterpenoid cyclase pyr4
Exons: 2
Coding region: 1-732 (243 amino acids)
Molecular function (GO): lyase activity
Source: RefSeq, a predicted model, not a curated record
AUGGAUGGGUUCGACCAUUCUACUGCUCCACCAGAAUACAACGAGCUAAAAUGGCUCGCCGAUAUCUUCGUUAUCGGAAUGGCUGUUGGCUGGGUUGCUCACUAUGUGGAGAUGAUUUACACAUCGUUCAAGGACCAAACAUACUGCAUGACCAUCGGGGGCCUUUGCAUCAAUUUUGCCUGGGAAAUCAUAUUCUGCACAAUGUAUCCUGCCAAAGGGUUUGUCGAGCGGGUUGCCUUUCUCAUGGGAAUUUCUCUCGACCUUGGGGUUAUUUACGCGGGAAUCAAGAAUGCCCCAAAUGAAUGGCGCCACUCUGCAAUGGUGAGGGACCAUAUGCCCCUUGUCUUCGCAGCGACGACACUUUGUUGUCUGAGCGGUCACCUGGCUCUUACUGCCCAGGUUGGUCCCGCACAAGCCUAUACGUGGGGGGCAAUUGCAUGCCAGCUCUUUAUCAGCAUAGGGAAUGUGUUUCAAUUGUUGAGUCGGGGAAACACACGAGGGGCGUCAUGGACGCUAUGGAUGUCCAGGUUCUUUGGGUCAACAUCAGCCAUCGGCUUUGCCCUUGUUCGAUAUAUUCGCUGGUGGGAGGCUUUUUCCUGGCUGAACUGCCCGCUUGUGUUAUGGUCCGUGGCCAUGUUCUUUCUGUUUGAAAUUCUGUAUGGAGCGUUAUUCUAUUCCGUCAAGCGACAAGAAGGAAGAUCCCAGCGUGGAAUCAAGCACAAGGAGAGGUAG